AUGUUUUCAUUACCGACUUUUAUUACGCAUGCGAAAACAAAGACUUUCUUUUUCGUUACGCUACCAUUCUCGUUCUCUCUUUCCCUCUCUUCAUUUCCCUCUCUUUCUCUAUAUAUAAUUCUAUCUCACCCAUUCACACUCUUUUCUCGCUUUUUCUUUCUGUUGGUUCUCUCACUCCCUCCUAUUUUCACCUACUUUAUUUCUGUCUUUUCCACACUAAUUUAUUUUCUCUCUUUUCUCUGCACCGCGUUGUUCUCUCAUUCUCUUUCUAUCGCUGUCUCUGUUUCCAUCAUUUUCUCUCUCUUUUAUCUUCUUCUCUAUAACAGUCUCUUUCCUUUCUCUAUUGUUCCCCUUUCUCUCUCUUUAAUCCAAUGUCUAUCUUUCUGUUUUUUCUACUUCUACUCACGUUUUCUCUCUCUUUCCCCUUUGACUUUUCACCUCUUUCUCUCUUACACUAUCACUAUCUCUGUUUCGUCUCCUUCCCCUCUCUCUCUCUCUUUUUCUUCUAAUUUCUUUAUUACUAUACUCUCUCUUCCAUUCUUUCUUUCUCAAUUUGAUAUUCUCCCUCUCUUUCCACCUCGAGUUUUUUGCCCAUCUCCUUUCUCUUGCCGUCUCUCUUUCCAUCUUUUCUUCUCUCUCCUUUUAGCUAUUUCUUUCUCAUCCCUUUCUCUCUCUCUCUUUUCCGUAUUUUUCUUUCUGCCUUUUUCUCUCAUUGUCUUUCACUUGAUGUCUCUUCCCCUCUUUCACUCACUCUUUAUCUUUUUUCUUUCUUUCUCUCUCUCAAGAGAUGACUUUUGUACAGUUAUUUCUAUCCGUCUUUUUUCUUUCUUAAACUUUUGGUUUUAUUUUCUUUCUAAAUUGCUUUAUCUAUUUGCUCCUUUUUCAUUCAUUUUUUUCUUUUUUUUUAACGUUUACCUUUUAUUUUCUUUCUACUUUUCUUUAUUUAGUUGCUAUUUUUUCAUUCAUUUUUCUUUUUUCUUUCUUUUUUUAACGUUUACCUCUUAUUUUCUUUCUACUUUCUUUUAUUUAUUUGCUCCUUUUUCAUUCAUUCAGACAUUCAUUCAUUCUAUUGUUCUCAGUUUCACUCCUCAAACCAUCUUCAAAACACGGCAAUUAUCUAUCUAUCUAUCUAUCUAUCUAUCUAUCUAUCUAUCUAUCUAUCUAUCUCUAUGUCUCUCUCUCUCAUACACACACUAUCUAUCUAUCUAUCUAUCUAUCUAUCUAUCUAUCUAUCUAUCUAUCCCUAUGUCUCUCUCUCAUACACACACUAUCUAUCUAUCUAUCUAUCUAUCUAUCUAUCUAUCUAUCCCUAUGUCUCUCUCUGAUACACACACACACUAUCUAUCUAUCUAUCUAUCUAUAUAUCUAUCUAUCUAUCUAUCCCUAUGUCUCUCUCUCAUACACACACUAUCUAUCUAUCUAUCUAUCUAUCUAUCUAUCUAUCUAUCUAUCCCUAUGUCUCUCUCUGAUGCACACACUAUCUAUCUAUCUAUCUAUCUAUCUAUCUAUCUAUCUAUCUAUCUAUCUAUCUAUCUAUCUAUCCCUAUGUCUCUCUCUGAUGCACACACUAUCUAUCUAUCUAUCUAUCUAUCUAUCUAUCUAUCUAUCUAUCUAUCUAUCUAUCUAUCUAUCUAUUCCUAUGUCUCUCUCUCUCAUACACACACUAUCUAUCUAUCUAUCUAUCUAUCUAUCUAUCUAUCUAUCUAUCUAUCUAUCUUCGUGUCUGCCUAUAUUGAACUUUAUUACCUCCCAUAUCUGCCUGUAUGUAUUUGCCUUUGUUUUUGUGUAUCUUUCCAUCUCUCUCAGAAUAUUAUGAUCUAUCUAUCUAUCUAUCUAUCUAUCUAUCUAUCUAUCUAUCUAUCUAUUAACCCCUCCCCUUAUUAA
Messenger RNA from Acanthosepion pharaonis, 1884 nucleotides. NCBI's taxonomy places the organism in Eukaryota, Metazoa, Mollusca, Cephalopoda, Sepiida, Sepiidae. The record is from the annotation of a GenBank genome assembly.